Messenger RNA from Terrapene triunguis (Three-toed box turtle), 359 nucleotides. Its product is annotated as serum amyloid A protein-like. Gene Ontology annotation, cellular component: extracellular region. The annotation marks the transcript as partial. The transcript has 2 exons. The record is from RefSeq and is a predicted model, not a curated record. Lineage: Eukaryota; Metazoa; Chordata; Testudines; Emydidae.
GCGCUGGGGAUAUGUGGCGUGCAUACAGCGAAAUGCGGGAGGCGAAUUAUAAAAAUGCAGAUAAAUAUUUCCAUGCUCGUGGGAAUUAUGAUGCUGCCCAAAGAGGGCCUGGCGGUAAAUGGGCAGCAGAAGUUAUUAGUGAUGCUAGGGAAGGUUGGCAGGGUGGCAUUAGUGGCAGAGGAGCAGAAGACACACGUCAAGACCAGGAGGCAAAUAAAUGGGGCAGAAGUGGAGGAGACCCAAACCGCUACAGACCAGAGGGCCUUCCCUCAAAAUACUAAUGCAGCCUGUAAUACUUUACAAUGGUUCCAUUUUUCUACCAGUUGUGCAAAACCACAAUAAAUAAAAUCUUAAAUUUC